CGUGCACCCUAAUCCCCCCCCCCCCACCACCUCUAUCGUCACUGGAUUAAUGCCGCUCAAAACAUUGCGUUGCUGCUAAAAGGAUUUGAUGUGACAAUCCGUGCCGACGCGUCUAGCCUACGUGCCUUUUCCUCGCCUUAUUAAGGCAGCAGUAGCGAGCGUGCGAUGCUCAUUGACACAAAACAUUCCUUGACAUGCCAACUUUUACUCUGCAGGGUUACCCUGUCAACCUUAUUAAUUGAUUCUGAUCUAGCUUCAUGGUGCCAUUCUACCGCGGUGUUUUCUCAACUUGCCAUUGGCGUAGAGUAGAAACGCUCGCUUCUAAAUAUAUACACACACGGCCGUAGGAAUUGAAUUGGUUUGGGCAAACUGGCUGUUGAAUAUUCCCAUCGCCUGCUCUCUCUGUUCAACCGCUUCCCCGCCGGUACAUCGCUUUGACGGCUUGUGCCCAACCCUACCACUCGCCUCGAACACCCUGCUACGAUGCCGUCCGCGAUGGUUGCGACGAGGGGACACUUUGUGAACGCGACCCCGCCGAUGCUGCUCGGGCUCGCGGGGGUGGAGGGCUCUCUGGACAAGGCUGGUCCGUUCAGCCCGGAGGCGUACACCGCGCUCACGUUCGCCAUGGCGAUGAUAGCGCUGUUGGGCGUCUGCUGCAAUGCGCUUGUGCUAACGCUCUUCGUCAAGUUCAAGAGGCUGCGGACGCCCGCCAACCUCCUGGUGGCCAACAUGAGCCUGAGCGACCUGCUGGUUUCGUUGUCAGGCAGCGGUCUCUCGCUGGGGGCCUGCGUGGGGCACGGCUGGAGCUGGGGGCCCCUCGCCUGCAUCUGGGACGGAUUCGCCAACACUUUGUUCGGACUCGUCUCAAUCGCGUCGCUGAGCGCGCUGGCGUGGGAGCGCAACGCGCGCCUGACCAACUCGGACGACGCGACCUUCGACCUCUCAUGGAGCUUCCGCGCCGCCCUCGGCACCUGGAUGUACGCCCUCGCCUGGGCCUCGCCGCCCACCGUGGGCUGGAACCGCUACGCGCUGGAGGCGCAUCGCCUCGGCUGCUCGGUGGACUGGCGCUCCAGGAGGCGCGCGGACUGCACCUACACGCUGCUGCUGUUCCUAUGCUGCCUGGCGAUGCCCGUGCUGCUCAUGACCUACUGCUACGGCAACAUCGUCUUGACCGUUCGCAGGUUCCGCAAGCUGGAGGUCCUGGAGGCCCCUCAGGUGCUCAAGGCUCGGUGCUCCGAGAGGAAAGUCUCCGCCGUGUGCCUGCUCAUGAUGCUGCUCUUCCUGCUGUGCUGGUCGCCCUACGCCGUCGCCUCAUUGCUCGUGGCUUCUGGGCUCGAGCACCUGGUGACCUCCCCCGUCUCCAUCGUGCCCUCCCUGCUCGCCAAGUCCAACGCCGUGUGCAACCCGCUGCUCUUCCUGCUCAUGAGCGGCAACUUCUGCCGCUGCCUGCGGACGAUGUUCUUCACGCUGCGCUGGAGGUCCAACCUCAGCCGAGUGGGCAUCGUGUGCCCGCAGUCGCAGCGCCACCCGCGGCAGCGCGACGCCACGCGACCCAAGAAGAAGGUCACCUUUAGCUCCAGCUCCAUCGUCUUCAUCAUCACAUCGAGCGAGGAGAAAGACCCCACUGACGCCGCGGGAGAGAACAGUGCCGCGGCCGCGCUCGCAGUCCCGGCGGACACGUGCGUCGUUCACGUGAAGCCCACGUGACGAGCGAGAACUUGGGCUCGCGCGUUGGGCUUGGACCGCGGGGCGUUUUCAGGGCACGCACGCGGAGCGCGAGUCGGACCGUCGAAACCAUCCGGGGAAGAUGUUUCUUGCGCCCAACGACCCCCCCUCCUCGCCUCUGUCCACGUGGAGCGAACCACUC
Lethenteron reissneri (Far Eastern brook lamprey) is the source of this 1867-nucleotide messenger RNA. RefSeq names its product opsin-3-like. Gene Ontology annotation, molecular function: G protein-coupled receptor activity. The record is from RefSeq and is a predicted model, not a curated record. Gene Ontology annotation, biological process: G protein-coupled receptor signaling pathway. Gene Ontology annotation, cellular component: membrane. Lineage: Eukaryota; Metazoa; Chordata; Hyperoartia; Petromyzontiformes; Petromyzontidae.